CGGCGCCCGCCCCGGGGAGCGCUGGCCGGGGCCGGGGCCGGGCUGCCCGCGCCGGACGCGCUGCUGGGGCCGCCGCAGCAGCAGCAGGAGAUGGGCGGUGCGGCGGCGCGGGGCCGGCUGGCGGCGGCGCUGGUGGCCAACCUGGGCUCGUCCAUCUGCAUCGUGUUCCUGAACAAGUGGUUGUACGUGCGCCUGGGCUUCCCCAACCUGAGCCUCACGCUCGUGCACUUCGGCGCCACCUGGCUCGGCCUGUCGCUGUGCCAGGCGCUGGGCGUCUUCGCCCCCAAGAGCCUGCGGCCCGGGCAGGUGCUGCCGCUGGCCCUCAGCUUCUGUGGCUUCGUGGUCUUCACCAACCUGUCCCUGCAGAACAACACUAUCGGCACCUACCAGCUGGCCAAGGCCAUGACCACCCCGGCCAUCGUGGCCAUCCAGACCCUGGCCUAUGGCAAGACCUUCCCCCUGCGCAUCAAGCUCACCCUGAUUCCCAUAACUUUAGGUGUGUUCUUAAACUCCUAUUACGAUGUCAAGUUUAACUUCCUUGGAAUUGUGUUUGCUACUCUGGGUGUUCUGGUUACAUCUCUGUACCAAGUGUGGGUGGGAGCCAAGCAGCAUGAGCUGCAGGUGAACUCUAUGCAAUUGUUGUACUAUCAGGCACCAAUGUCCUGUGCCAUGUUGUUCUGCACCGUACCCUUCUUUGAGCCAGUAUUUGGAGAAGGGGGGAUAUUUGGACCAUGGACACUUUCUGCUGUGAUAAUGGUGCUGCUGUCUGGUAUAAUAGCCUUUAUGGUAAACUUGUCCAUUUACUGGAUCAUUGGAAAUACCUCUCCUGUCACGUAUAAUAUGUUUGGACACUUCAAGUUCUGCAUCACUCUUCUGGGAGGGUACAUCUUAUUUAAGGAUCCAUUAUCAGUAAAUCAAGGUCUUGGGAUUCUGUGCACAUUGUUAGGCAUUUUAGCAUAUACCCACUUCAAACUUGGUGAACAGGAAGGCAGUAAGAGUAAAUUGGUUCAGCGUCCAUAAACCAACAUUUCUUGGGAGAAGCAUUCAUCAUAUCGGGAGGUAAAUGCUGUAAGAGUUGCUGUGACUUUCACAUCCAUACCAAAUGAGCUAAUGGUGGCUACUGUUUCAGUAAAUAUUGAAGGAAUUCUGACCCUGUGAUCUGACAGUAUUAUUAUUGUAAAGAAGCUUUGAGGCCCAUACGUGCAGAUAUUCCAAUAUAUAAGGACACUUGCUGCCUCUUUGACUUUUAGACAAUGAAAGGGCACCUUGCUUUUUUGCUGUUUAUGUUAAAAGAGCUGUCAACCAUAACUCUGAUUCCAAAAUGAUUCCUCAUGUAUAGGGAUCCUGGUUUUCUGUGAUUUUAAAAAAAAAAUCCCCAAUUUCCAGCUUAAAAAAAAAAAGUAACCCCAAAUCCACAUUUAAAUGGAACGCCACUAAUAUAUAUAUAUAUAUAUAUAUAUAUAUAUAUAUGCAUGCAUGCAUGCAUGCAUGCAGUGGUGGUUCAUUUUAAACAUGGAAAAAUGUGGAUUUGGGGUUACUUUUUUAACCAAAUAUUGGGGAUUUUUUUUUUUUUAAAUCAGAGAAAAGCAAAAAUAUGUGUGCAGGGAUCCUGGUUAACUAUGUGAAUUACUUUCAGCUGAAUGGUUCGAGUAGAAUUAUUAGUGAAACGAUGAAUGGAGACAGCAGCUGUAAUGAUCAACUUGAACCAACUAUCCCUUCCACCCCUCCCCCUGCAAAUGGUAGAGAUGUUGAAAACAAGAUCUGCACUUUGAGUUGAUCUUUACAUGUAACAGUAUUUGAUAAAGUCACUGAUAUUUGGAACAUUUCCUGUUUCUGCUUCACAGUUUUCUUACAUUAAUGAAAAUUGUUUUAUGGUUGGCACGUGGAAAUAUUGGGGGCAGCUAAAAAACUAUGUCCGGACAGGGCCCAAAAGAGAUCUUUUUAAUAAGUAUGUGUAAACUGUCAUGGGGUAGAAAGUGUGGUAUGAACCUCAUACUGUUCUAGUUUUUGCUCUUCUGCAUCUCACCCAUGCAGACACCUUUCCCUGAAAAGGUUCACUGUAUAAGAAGAACCCAAAGAAUAGCUGGGAAUCUUAUGUUGGGGUCCCUUCAGGAAAUCUGCAGCAACCAGUGAGGAGCUUGGGUUGGGCACAUGUUCUGCAGUAAUUUGUGGUGUAUAAAUGACUGCUCUGUGCCAAAGCCAGGCUUAGUUUUUUAGCCAUUUGGGAAAAGCUAAAGUACCACCUUAUAGAAAACAUUAACAUGACAAUGUUCCUGCUUUCAAUAAAUCUGUUAAAUGUGUCUGCCGGAUUUGCAAGUGCUUAAAAUUUAUUUGCACUACUUUAAUCAUUGCAUUUUUAUCUCUAUCUGUAGUAGUUUUAAGUUAUAAGCAGAAACAGGUGUUUGGGUUCUACAGCAGCCCACAAGAAUGACUGGAUAGCUGGGUUCUCUCAGCUUUUUAACAGUACAAAUGAUCAAAACCCUUAAUGUUGUUUUAAUGUGCAAGAAGCAAUCUGUCACCUUUUACAGUACAGCCUGUUUUCAGGCUUGGAAAUUAUUUAUUCAAUUUUCAGAGCACUUGAUUUAAAAAAAAGUCUAUUUCUCUCGGGUAGGGUAGCCUAAGUUUACAUCAUACUAUAUUGUUUCAGUAUUAUGAACAGCUAAAGAAUUUUGUGUCUUUGCCAACUGUGUCUUAGGCAUUUGUACAGGUCCAAGGAAAAUUUCUUUUAUAAACAUUUUUAUAAAUCCUAUAAUUUGUUAGCUUAAAAACCAAUCUGGAGUGCUGAGAAAUGUGUUUAGAACUGUCUGAUAUUUAGGUGCACAUUCUUCAGUCUGUGCACUGAGAAAGCAGGUUGCACUAAUUUGUGCUGUGCACAAGCUCCUCUAAAAUGUAAAUAAAUCACAAGGACAUUCUUAGAGUUAGAAAUGAAAUGACUGGUUUAGAAGCCUGUAUGACAAAAGACCUAAGAUGGGAUUAAUGUGAAUAUAUUACGUGGGGAGAAAACUAGCCAAAAAUGUGUGAUGGUAAAAAUGGCUCCUUAAAAAUGAGACAGGAGCAGAUCUUCAGAACUGCAAAAGAAAAUUAAGGAAGUGAUUUAAACACUGGCUAUUUAAGAGGGUACACAAUAAAUACACUCUGUUCCUGGGUACAAGUCCUAUAGGGUGCUUGCCUGGAUUUUUUUCAUAUAUUGAACAGUUUUACUUUGGGUUUUGCCCAUUAUGCCUAAUGAAUAAAAUAAUUUCUUGGACUUUUA
Messenger RNA from Alligator mississippiensis (American alligator), 3253 nucleotides. RefSeq names its product solute carrier family 35 member E3 (gene SLC35E3). Gene Ontology annotation, molecular function: nucleotide-sugar transmembrane transporter activity; antiporter activity. The record is from RefSeq and is a predicted model, not a curated record. Bases 91 to 1020 code for a protein of 309 amino acids. Lineage: Eukaryota; Metazoa; Chordata; Crocodylia; Alligatoridae. Gene Ontology annotation, cellular component: Golgi apparatus. The transcript is spliced from 5 exons.